Linum tenue is the source of this 302-nucleotide messenger RNA. The record is from the annotation of a GenBank genome assembly. Lineage: Eukaryota; Viridiplantae; Streptophyta; Magnoliopsida; Malpighiales; Linaceae.
AAGGGAUCCAAUUUAAACGGCAACCAGUCACCAGUGGCGUUAAAGCUUCUUCACGAGCGGAGGCAUCGAGAGAGUGGGAGUGGAAGCGGGCCAAGUAGCCGAAUCCGGGCACGAACCGGUCCUCGCCCUCGAUGAAACAGGCGAUGGAUUCCUCCGAGCAGGAUGACGACUCGAUGUCCGACGAGCAAUCCGCCGGCGACUCGCCGGAGAAUAUCUCCGAUGAGUCCUCCUCGCACAGGAGGUCCGAGAAGCAAUCGGAAUACGACGUCAGCGCCGACAUGAUGACUUUGGGUGCGGUUGUG